This is a messenger RNA of Maniola jurtina (meadow brown), 832 nucleotides long. RefSeq names its product chymotrypsin-1-like. Lineage: Eukaryota; Metazoa; Arthropoda; Insecta; Lepidoptera; Nymphalidae. The transcript is spliced from 5 exons. Gene Ontology annotation, molecular function: serine-type endopeptidase activity. The coding region runs from base 27 to 800 and encodes 257 amino acids. Gene Ontology annotation, biological process: proteolysis. The record is from RefSeq and is a predicted model, not a curated record.
GAUAUUGUCUACGUUCGUUGUUGGAAAUGAUUGCGUUUUUGUUAUUGGUUAAAUUGCUCAUAGCUUUUGUAUUAGCGGACGAUCGAAAUGAGUCGCUACCAACCAGGCGUAUGUACUACGGUGAAACAGCUAAAAUCGAGGACUAUCCGUACUUUGCUGGUCUUUGGAACUGCGGCGCUGUCAUUCUGUCCAACACCUGGGUCGCGACCGCUGGCCACUGUGUCUUCGAUGCACGAGCCAGAGGAUCGCAACACGUUUACGUUGGCGGCAACACCAUCAAAAAUAGCACAACUCUUUCUUACGUCGAUGUCAUAGUACAUCCAGAGUAUAAAGAAAUUGCUGGAAUGACAUUUAAUGAUAUUGCAUUGCUAAAGUUAACUGCACCUUUGCGAUUCUCUGAAAGAAUUCAACCAGCCAAGCUUCCUACAAGUGCUGCUCCUAGGAACGUAGUUCUUGUUUCUAGAGGAACGGAUGAGACUGGAAAACUAUCAACCAGUUUGAAGAAAGUAGAUCGUAUAAUACUCUCACCUCUAGAAUGUGUGAACAUGAUGUCGCACCCAAUGUAUGCAUUUUAUGCGCUACAAAAUAGAGAGUAUUUGCAAAGAAAAAUCCUUUGCUCGAAGCGCCAUGAAAAUUUACCAAGUGUAUGCGGUGGUGAUUCUGGAAGUCCUCUUUUAAGUGGCGACACUCUGGUUGGCAUAGUCGCUUUCGGACUCAAAUCUUGCGAAAAAGCGAGGCUGGGUUUCGAUACCUAUGUCUUAAAUUUCGUGCCAUGGAUCAGAUCUCAUACUGGUCUUUAAGAUAAAAAAGUGCAAAAGACGUAUUUUGUAUG